AUGUUUGGUUAUAAACCACAUAAGGUCAAAGAUGAGAUGAGAAUCUUCAAUGCAUGGUGUACUCAUACCAUAAAAGAAAAUGAGAAUAAGAGAAAAGGUGCUUUAACUUUGAUAAAACGUGAAGCACAGCAAAAGAAGACAACAAACAUUGCAAACUAUGUUGAAAAGUAUUGCAAACAUGAUACGGCAUAUAAUGCAGUUCGUUAUAUCGAAGCAGCUUCUAAAUAUGUUUAUGAAAAUGCAGAUGCCCUCAAAAAAGAAAAACCAGACGCCGAAGGACAAAGAUAUAUUGAUUUCCUUCAUGCUGUUAAGCAUAAAUUGAAUUCAAAGGCUUUAAUUGAUUCACUUGAUUAUUUAGACCACGUAGCACCAAAAUCAGGCCACCAACCUAUUAUCCCAGAGGAGGUUACACGAUUCCUCAAUGAUGCAACACCUUCUGCUGCUACAAAAGUCGAAACUUUAUCUCAAAUCGGCUCAAUGCUUAAUCUGUCCAACGAAUUUGUUGGUAGAGUAAUGAAAGAAUCGCCAUCCCUACAAAUGGGCCUCAGCCAAGCAACUCCAGCUCCUUCUCAGCCAAAUCCACAAUUUUAUCCUCAGCAACAGCCUGGAAUGAUGCCUCCAGGCAUGAUGUACCAAGGCGGAUACCAACAGCCAGGUAUGAUGCCUCCACAACAAGGACAAAUGUACCCUCCUAAUCAAAUGAACGGACAACAGCCACAAAUGUGGGGUCCACCACCACAGCAGGGCCAGCAACAACCUUUCAUGCCGGGUCAACAGCCAGGAAUGAUGUAUCCACCACAAAAUCCAAUUUACGCUCCUCCUCCACAGCAAAUGAACUCUUCACAAGGAUUACCACAGGAUUCCGGAUCUAUUCCACCUGCUAACAUUAACGCAACUAAUCCUUACCAAAAUCUUUAA
Molecule: messenger RNA, 918 nt
Organism: Trichomonas vaginalis G3
Lineage: Eukaryota; Parabasalia; Trichomonadida; Trichomonadidae
Exons: 1
Coding region: 1-918 (305 amino acids)
Source: RefSeq, a predicted model, not a curated record